AUGAAGGCCAUCGACCAAACGGAUCUGCAAAAGGAGUUUGAGUAUUUGGUGCGCUACGGGACCAGUCACCCGAAUAUUGUCAAGACGUAUGGCCUCGUGGAAGAUCCGGUCGAUGGUAAAGGGCUCGUUAUGGAAUAUAUCUCUGGUGGUACCCUCGAUGCGUUGUUCCAAAACAAAGACCUCUCCUACAAGAUUGACCACAUUUGCUCGUGGAUGGCGCAGGUAUCCAGUGCGGUGGCCCACAUGCACGAGCACAACGUCAUUCAUCGCGACCUCAAGCCGAUAAACAUGCUCCUCGACCCCAGCUACACGCACGUGAAAGUUUGCGAUUUUGGCUUCGCCCGUGUGCUCGAUCAGGCGAUGAGCCUACGAACAGGCUCCUGGUUCUGGAUGGCGCCGGAAGUGAUGAUCUCCGGUGAGUACGACUCGAAAUGCGACGUCUUCAGUCUCGGGAUCGUUUUGUGGCAACUUGUGGCCAGGGAAAAGCCGUUCUCCGAGUUGCGCCGCGUCAACGAAAUCGAGUACAUGCAGCUGGUGGGCAAAGAGAAUCGACGACCGCGCAAGUUGAAUUGUAUCACCGAACUCGAGGAGCUGAUGGAGUGGUGCUGGGAUCCAGCUUCACAGACACGCCCCAAUUCGGCCUAUGUUCGGGAUGUUUUUACGGAUUUAUGCAAGAUCUAUCCAGAAGGCCUCAUCCCGCCAAUGGAAAUCAGCGAUUCGGACCGGCUGCAUCCGCCAGUUGGAGCAUUCCUCGGCCAAAACUACCUGGAAACGUCUAUCGCAUGUAAUGAGGAACUUCUCAGCCGAUCUCGAAAGCGCGACUCGGUUAUCGAUUUCUUGAUGUCGUCGAGGAAAACUAUGCAACGGAUGGAACCCCCUGCAGACAUCCCGCGCCUCGAUCGCCCGAUUCUUACGAGCAUCCAACAUGAAAUGAGCAGACACAGUGAGCUGCCGAUGUACGGGGAUCACGAAGUCUUGAUGCCGGCCGUUCCUGAUCAUCUACCACCGAAUGAGCUGGAAGAAUCGUAUAGAACUUCGGAGGAUGCUGAACAAGAAGAAGUUGUUGCCGGAGAAGCCCACAACAACAUCAACACGCUAAGCCCCGAGGCGACGCACGUCCAUUUUGGAUCGACAACCAUUCUAUCGGGGAAAACUCCGCUGGGCAGCCAGACGUCCCUUUAUACGACCCUCGAUCAAUCAAAAUCAUCCGAAAUCUCGAACGGACAUGCGAAUGGGAUUUUCAAAGUUGAAGACCCUGGAACCCGCCCCCAAGACCGUCUCCAAUUUACGACAACCGACAACCAGCAGGUGGAGAUCGAAUUCGACCCGUAUCCCCUCGUUCGGCCGGCCGGAUUGACCACGUCAGCCCCGCAGCUCGGCACGGAAACCCCGGUAGGAUACGCCAACACGCCAUCGCCACGGCACAGUUACAUUUCGCUGGUGACCAGCCCGGGCACGAUGAUACAGGUAACUGGUAAGCCGUUCGACUCGCCUGUCCGCCAGGAAUCCCCAAAAACACCUAGUCCAAUCACGUCAACUGUUGCUCCGAGCAAAAGCUACGCAGAAUUUAGGAAUCAAUCAACAAGCUCCAACGAGACAUCAACUUCCGGCAAAUACCGCAUCGACCCUACGUUCUACACUUAUCGACGCCCGGAGGUUCAAGCAGUUCAGGAAAGACCGGCGCCUCUCACCGUGAAGCCGGUCUUGGUUGUUCCGGUUGUGGAGAAGAAGCCGCUAUCAGCCCAGUCGAGCACCGAAGAAUGGCCUGCCCCGCCAGUUCCGGUGCCCCCGACAACACCAAGCACCCCAUCUACCGUUGCGCUCACUAGGUUCACCGAUUUUGCUGUCAUCGAAAAAGUGCUAAACGAACUGCCCGACGAACCGGAAGCGCAGCCAGAGCCUGAGAAUACGAUGAUAGAAGCAGCCGACGUGGAUAGACUGACCGAAAAGGAACGCAAAAUCUACCUCCAGCAAUUCGAGCAGCCCACAAAUAAGCCGAAUCAACGUAUUCAGAAUCGAAUUCUAAAGUACGAAACCUACACAACACCACCCAGACCAGGAGCCGAGAUCUCAAACAAGAAGGAAACAGAUUCCUACAUCAACCUCACGAAAUCGGUGAAAGUCUCCAGAGAGGGCGGCUAUCGAAGUGUCGCCAACGCCCAAUCUGCAAACCCAUGCAGUUUCGAAAGUGGCGCCAUAGCAUCAAACUGGAGCGUGGCCAACGGAAUCCUCUACGUCAACUUUGUCAAUAAAAAUCUUGCCACCAGCCAAUGGACCGGGCUGGCGUUUGGCGAUUUGACGGGAAACCUAGAAGCCGUCAUUUUCAAGGUGCAAAACUACCAGGGAAUACUUAGCACGGGUCUACUAUCAAAUUCUGGAAGUGUCAUCUCCCUAGACCAACAGCCAGAUGUCGAGCCAAUCUUCUUGAAUUAUAAUAGCAACCGAUUAACGGCCGAAUUUCAACGGCCCGUCACCGCCAGUGGAACGCGAAGCGUUUCCUUAGACAACUGCGUCACCUGGAACUUCAUCUCCGCAUCCCCGAUGAAUGCAGAUGGCAGUUUAGGAGCGGCUGCGGCAGGAAAAUCGACAAGCGUCUGCCCGAAUCAGUGUAAUCAACCCCAAGCCCAAGCAGCCCAAGCCCGAAAUUAUUAUCUAAACCCCGUACCGGAGAGGGCUCUCUACAACAAUCGAGAAAGCUCGCGGUUCAAUGGUCUCUACGAACAGAAUGGCAUCGAAUUGAACCAA
Mesorhabditis spiculigera is the source of this 2745-nucleotide messenger RNA. The record is from the annotation of a GenBank genome assembly. NCBI's taxonomy places the organism in Eukaryota, Metazoa, Nematoda, Chromadorea, Rhabditida, Rhabditidae.